GGGCAACAUGAACAUCAUGCCGGCAGAGUCAUCAUUCGACCUGGGGCUCAAGCUGGAAGGGACGCAUGUUCUGGUCACAGGCGGGGCUGGUCUCAUCGGAUCAGCAGUUGUUGGCGCCUUCCUGUCCGCCGGCGCCAACGUAUCAAGCCUCGACAUCAGCUACGUCCCAGACCAGGCCCCUCCAGCGUAUCCCGGUCUCGAGCGAGACGGCCGUCAGCUCCUUGCGCUCAAGGCCGACAUCUCCGAUUCAACGUCUUUGACCACAGCAUGGGCCAAGGCGACGUCCAUCUUUGGAACAGUCGAGGUCUGUGUGGCGUUGGCAUCCCUUGACCUGUCCGUCCUCCCGCAGACGGAUUCGAUCAUGGAUGCAAGUCCUGAUACGUGGUCGCGUGUGCUAAAAAUCAACGUCGGAGGCACGAUGUUAACAUCUCAGCUGUGGCUUCGUGGCAUCCGUGAUCACCUGGCGCAGAAACCUGAGGUCAAGCUGAGGAACACGGCGUUGAUCCUGGUGGGGAGUGAAGCAGGCCACUUUGGCGUCCGCACCUGUGCCGCAUAUGCGGCAGCCAAAUCUGCCGUGCAGUACGGGCUCCUGCAGUCGCUCCGGGCCGAUGCACCGCGAGUGUUUCCACGCGCCAGGGUGAACGCCGUUGCGCCUGGCCCUGUCGACACGGAUCGUUUCCGCGAAGAGACGAAGGGGCCGGGUACCAAUGAAUGGUGGGCGGAGUGCCAGGCCACAACGGCGUUGGCUCGGCCUGUGCCGACGGAAGACGUUGCAAGGAGCAUUUUGUUCCUCGCGAGCGAGUCGUGGAGCGGCAGUGUGCACGGGAAAUGCAUAGACGUCGAUUCGGGCAAGGAGGGAUCUCUGAUGUGGGGUGCAUCGGAGAGCCCGACCGGGACGUCAGACCGUACUUCUUGAGUGAGCCCGUGAAGAGCAGCGACACAUACUGUGUACGCACUUCCAUGUUGCCCCGCAAGAUUUCGACGUCAGACAUCGAGCUCACACAUCUUGGAAAUAG
This is a messenger RNA of Diaporthe batatas, 1016 nucleotides long. RefSeq lists its product as uncharacterized. Bases 8 to 916 code for a protein of 302 amino acids. NCBI's taxonomy places the organism in Eukaryota, Fungi, Ascomycota, Sordariomycetes, Diaporthales, Diaporthaceae. The record is from RefSeq and is a predicted model, not a curated record. The transcript has a single exon.